Messenger RNA from Drosophila rhopaloa, 2716 nucleotides. RefSeq names its product zinc finger protein 135 (gene D19B). The record is from RefSeq and is a predicted model, not a curated record. Gene Ontology annotation, molecular function: RNA polymerase II transcription regulatory region sequence-specific DNA binding; DNA-binding transcription factor activity, RNA polymerase II-specific; zinc ion binding. NCBI's taxonomy places the organism in Eukaryota, Metazoa, Arthropoda, Insecta, Diptera, Drosophilidae. Gene Ontology annotation, biological process: regulation of transcription by RNA polymerase II. The transcript is spliced from 2 exons. Gene Ontology annotation, cellular component: nucleus. Bases 128 to 2452 code for a protein of 774 amino acids.
CACACACAUGCACACGCGAGUACACACAAAUGUGUGUUGUAUUGGAUUUUUUUCUAGACGGAGAACAUUUCGAUUUCUGCAAUUUUCGGGAUUUUAGAAUCGCCCAACGUCGAAUUGAGUUUCGAAAAUGAACGAGGGGAGCCAGUACUCCAUCCACACGGUGUGCCGCACCUGCCUAUCCACACUGGACAAUGCGGUGGCCUACGAUCUGUUCCGAGUGCCCGGUCUGGCCAAAAAGCUGUGCGUGUGCACCUCGUUAUCCGUGGAACAGGCAGACGGCUUUCCUAAGAACCUAUGCACCUUGUGCUUUUCCAAGCUGAACGACCUGCACGACUUCCAGAAGCAGUGCGUAGACUCAGUGCAGAAGUUCCAGGACAUGGUGGCCAGCAACGCCUUCGCCUGCCAAACCAGCUUCGAUGUUCUGGACCCAAGUUCUGCCGUCGCGGACCUGCCCGGCGAGGAGGAGGACAACGUCCACUUUGAUCCGCUGCUCAACUCCAAGAUCGAAAUCAUCGAGAACGAGGAAGAUGUCUUUAAGAUGCUGGAAUCCGUCGAAAAGGAGGUGGAGGAGGUGGAGAUGGAGCUGGAGCAGCCCUUUGGCGACGAAUCGCAGGACGACUCCUUUGAGAGCGGCAACGACAACGACCUGGACGCGGACUUUCAGCUCAACAGCAGCGAUGACGACGUUCCGUUGGCCCAGCGUAGUCGGCGCGGUUCUGGCCGCGGUUCCAAGGCCAAGGCCAAGCUAAAGGCGGUCGCCAAGCGGGAGGAGGAGGAGAUGGACUCCGAGGAUUCUAGCUCUUCGGAGGAUUCGGAUGGCAAUCCCAAAGAUAAGCCCAAGCGUAAGAGGAUUCCCGCAACGGAGCGGGAUCGUCACCGGCUGAUCGACUGCCACAUCUGCCACCAGAAGUUCAAAAAGGCAAUACGCUACGAGGAGCACAUGAAGCACCACAACGACCUGCUACCGUUCCAGUGCACCGUCGAGAGUUGCAGAAAAGGCUUCACCACAGCCAACGGGUUGCGCGUCCACGUGGAACACGCCCACACGGAGACGUCGGCCAUGCAUCCGUGCACAUAUGAAGGCUGCAACAAGUCCUUUGCCCGACCCGUUCUGCUCAGCUUCCACAUGAAACGGGUGCACAAGGUGGACACACCGCAGAGGGACUUCCCCUGCACCGAAUGCGAGAAGGUCUUCCGCUGCCCCACCGCCCUCAAGAAGCAUAUGUACAAGCACACCGGCGAGGAGCUGCCCUUCGCCUGCGAGAUCUGCGGCAAGCGCUUCCCGAUCAACAGUGUGCUGCGCGAUCAUCUGCUUCGGCAUGCAGGCAUAAAGAAUCAUGUGUGUCCCUACUGCGGAGUGGGGAAGACUACACGCCAGGAGUGGAACAAGCACAUCCUGACCCACACCAAGGAAAAGAAGUACGAGUGCCGGCAGUGCGACCACGCCUCCCACAACAAACAGGCGCUGGCCAACCACGUGAAGGUGGUCCACGAAAAGCGCAAGGACUUCGCCUGCCAGUACUGUGGAAAGACUUUUGGGAAGUCGCACGCCUGCAAGAUCCACGAAAGGAGUCACACCGGGGAGAAGUGUUGUGAGUGCAAGAUCUGUGGAAAGGUGUUCCUCUUUGAGAAGGGCCUUACCAAGCAUUUGAAGACGCACGAGAAGAGGGAUCUUCCCAAGACGCAGGGGGCCAAUCCCUUGAUGGGCGACGGUGCCAGUGGUUCUUCGACAAUUGCCAAGCCCAGUCCGCAUCUGCGAGGUCGCGUCGAACGGGUGGACAUUGCCCAGCUAGCGGGAACGGUGGCCAAUCCGAUUCCCUCGGUGAACCUGCCCUCGUGGUCGCCGCAGGUGAAUUUCACCAAGAAGGAGGGCCAGCACAUCUGUCCGGAUUGCGGCAAGGGUUUCAACCAUGUUAGCAACAUGAAACUGCACUAUAAGGUGGUUCACCAAAAGGUUAAGGACUUCUGUUGCCGCUUCUGCCCGAAGAGAUUCGCCAAGAAGCAAUACCUGCGGCACCAUGAGUACAUUCACACUGGAGAGAAGCCGUACGAGUGCAAGGUGUGCGGCAAGCACUUCCGCCAGGAGCAGGUUCUCAAGACGCACAUGAAGGUGCACGACAAGCCGCCACGUCCUCCGGGCAAGCCAAAGGAGCCGACGGGACCGAAGGCGGAGAGCAGUACCACGGUUAAGCGCCAGCAGCCGAAGAACUUCGAGCAGUACCAGGAUCCGGCCGCGGAACGGGCGGCGGCCACUGCUGAGCUGUUGGCCUACCAGAUCGAGGAGAACGAGACCAAGCGCAAGGCGGAGGCGGAACUCCGAAAGAUCCAGGAGGCGGCCUUCGAGCAGCUCAACAAGCUCCAGAAGCAGACGAACACUUACGACGGCUUUUACGCCCAAAAGGCGGAGGCCGAAGGCACUUCGGUGGACGCACUGAAGCUGGAUCAUGUUUGAGCUGACCCUGCAGCUCCCGGAAAUAGCUGAUACCCAACCCGUAUCCGCAUCCGUUUACGGCCCCUUUCAUUAUGUGUUUCUAUGAAGGACAUAUGAGUUAUAGGUCUCUAAGGUUUACCAACUAGUUUUCGUCUUUUUUGCAAGCGUGUUUUUACUUUUUGUAUUUAAAUCUCCCCCCUCUCAGAUGCUUAAGUUUGUACUUUACUAAUUGUAUUCAUUUAUAAAUGACUUUAAUGAUUUAAAUAUAAUAAACAGUAAUAAGCA